GGGUGGUGCGGCUCCACUGCUGAGUAAUGUGGAACCAACUGCCAGAGCCAAUGUGGCAGAGCGGUGGUUCAACCGCAGCCCCAACUCCCAGUGGCGGUAGUGGUGUAGGCAGCAUAAUAACUCCAGCUCUUUUCGAUCAAAUGCUAAAAUAUCGAAACGAUGCAAGAUGCAAGAGCAAAGGUUUCUACAUGCAUGAAGCUUUCAUCGCUGCGGCUCAAUCCUUUAAUGGAUUUGGCACCACUGGUGACAUCAAUACUCGGAAGAGAACAAUCCUCCUGCUUAUUGCAACAAAGUAUCCAGGAAUCAAGUACAAUGAAAUAAUUGUGGAUAACUGCUGUAUGCAGCUGGUAUCAAAGCCUGAGCAAUUUAAUGUCAUGGUAUGUGCUUCUGCAGGAAAUGUUGGCAAUGAGAAAUUGGUGGAACAAAGGAAAGCAAAUCCUGUGGCUCUGCUUCUCUCAUCUGCCAUGAUGUUGAGACAUCUCCAGUUUCCAUCAUUUGCUGAUCGAUUAGAAACUGCUGUCAAAAACGUAAUUUCAGAGGGUAAGUUCCGCACAAAGGACCUUGGAGGCUCCAGCACCACCCAAGAAGUUGUUGAUGCAGUCAUAGCUGCAUUAGACUGAAUGCAGAGACAGUUAAAGUAGUCACUACCUUACAUAAAGAGACUGACAAUACGUUGUGGGAUUUACCAACCCACACUCCCAAUUUUACAUUACAUUUAUAUCUAUUUUUGUUUUAUUUUCUCACCAUCAUAAUUGAAAUCAUGUCUAAAUAAUCUCAAUACGAAAUGAAAGGAGGAAGUUUUC
Rubroshorea leprosula is the source of this 803-nucleotide messenger RNA. The record is from the annotation of a GenBank genome assembly. Lineage: Eukaryota; Viridiplantae; Streptophyta; Magnoliopsida; Malvales; Dipterocarpaceae.